AUGACUUCCCCUACCACAUGGAGAUGGCUACUGGCCCUGGCCGCGGGGGUAGUUCCAGCAGCUAUGGCCCAGAUAUGUACCCCGGACGAUGGAUCUUGGGGCUAUGCCUACAUGGUGCGCAAUCAGUCUGACCUAGACGUGAUCGCAGCGUCGUGCACCACUAUAAAUGGGAGCCUUAUUAUGGGAGUCAACUACACUGGCCCAUUCAGUCUGCCCAACGUGCGGAACAUUACCUCCCUAUUUAGAUCCGAGGCGCUUACUGAACCCCCCUAUCACCCGGCCCCAAUAUCUGCGGAUCUUCCAGACCUUGAGUUCCUGGGUGAUGGCCCGUGGUUCGGUGACCUUUCAACUUUGACGAACUUCUCCGCUCCAAAUUUGAAGCGAGUGGGUCAUGAGGUAAGGUUGAGGUCUGUUCAAUCAGUGAAUUUAGCAUCCCUGGAGGAAGCGGAGUCCCUUCGAAUCGAGGGGAAUAUUGACAGGCUACAGCUCGACACCCUUAAGCGCAUCUCUGAAGGAUUCGUUAUCUGUAACAGCGAUAAUUGCGAUGACAAGAAGAUUCCAAUCACCUCAUUGAAUCUCUCUCUUCCUUCACUACAUACUGCAGGCCGCAUCAGUAUCCACGGGAGGUUAUCAAACUUGAGCGUUCCCAACUUGUCCAAUAUCACUGGAACUGAAUCAAUCUCUCAAGCAUUCGAACUUAUCACAUCCGGAGAAACAAUUAACGUUUCCCUUCCAGAGCUGAUCUUUGUGGGCAACGAUAGUAUGGUGUUGAACGGUGAUAUUACAAGAUGUAAACCUCCCCUUCGAGAGGGCCGACGCGAUAUCGCUAAGCGGCAAUAUAUCAAGGUAUUCAAUAUGCCGCUGCAAAUUCCCUAG
Histoplasma capsulatum G186AR is the source of this 876-nucleotide messenger RNA. RefSeq lists its product as uncharacterized. The transcript is spliced from 5 exons. The coding region runs from base 1 to 876 and encodes 291 amino acids. The record is from RefSeq and is a predicted model, not a curated record. Lineage: Eukaryota; Fungi; Ascomycota; Eurotiomycetes; Onygenales; Ajellomycetaceae.